UUUCCGCUGCGCUCUUAUUUCACCCUCCUCAGAUUGAGAAAGACGCGCAGCUCGAGUUCUGACUAUCGUCGACAAGAAGUCGCCAUCCGACUAAAAUAAAUAACAUUUGAACUGAAACAUUUCGGUUUAAACAACGCAGGAGUUUUCUGUACAUUUUUACUUUCCUUUCAUUUGAAAGUUUAUAGUGUCACGGACCGGCGUCGAGAGAAUUUCUAGGACACGACAGCAGCACGAGCGACAUACCGGCAAACAAAGAAACCCGCUUGUGCGCGAGAUCAGCCCUCACCACUCGUUAGUUAUGAGUCAUGUGGCCGUCGAUAAUGUACACGGUCUAGAUCAGCAGCUCGCUGACCUAGACUUGAAUUCCGCUGAUCUUCAAGGUGUCACCGGAAGGCGUUACAUUCCACCUCAUCUAAGGAACAGAGAAACUUCCAAAAGUGAUUCUCCUGGAGGAUGGGAUAACGGUCGCAGUAAUGGAUUUGCGAAUGGAUUCCAUGAAGGUCGUGACAAUCGCAUGAAUGGCAGCAACAGUUUUGGAGGACGCGGUUCAAUGCGCGGUGACCGUGGAGGACGGGGAGCCUUCAGAGGAAAACCCAGUGGCUCCGGUAAUCCUAUCCAGCCAAUGCAGAACGCAGGAUUUGGCUACGACAACAAGGAUGCCACUGGAUGGAACACCCCAAAAGACAAUGCCUACAACAGCUUUGGUGGACGCUCUGACAGGGGAAAGUCUUCCUCCUUCAAUGACAGAGGGUCUUCCAGAGGACGGUAUGAGCGUGGAGGAUUUGGUGGCGGUGGCAACAGCCGAUGGCAGGAGGACUCUAGGGAUGAGGAAGACUGGUCCAAACCGUUGGCCCGUAAUGAGCGUCUGGAAAAUGAGCUCUUUGCAGGAGGCAACACUGGAAUUAACUUUGAGAAGUAUGAUGACAUUCCAGUUGAAGCCACAGGCCAAAACUGUCCUCCUCAUAUUGAUAGUUUCCAUGAUGUAGAGAUGGGAGAGAUCAUUAUGAGCAAUAUAAGCCUGACCCGCUACACGCGCCCGACCCCUGUCCAGAAACACGCUAUUCCAAUCAUCAAGUCUAAGAGAGACCUGAUGGCUUGUGCUCAGACAGGCUCUGGUAAAACUGCAGCGUUCCUGUUGCCAGUGUUGAGUCAGAUAUUCAGUGAUGGUCCAGGAGAUGCGCUGCUGGCAGUGAAGAACAGUGCCCAGGAAAAUGGGAAGUAUGGUCGUCGUAAGCAGUAUCCCAUUUCACUGGUUCUAGCCCCAACAAGAGAACUUGCCCUCCAGAUCUAUGACGAGGCUAGGAAGUUUGCCUAUCGCUCUCAUGUGCGUCCUUGUGUGGUGUAUGGUGGAGCUGAUAUCGGUCAGCAGAUUCGUGAUUUGGAGAGAGGCUGUCACCUGCUGGUGGCCACACCUGGUCGUCUGGUGGAUAUGAUGGAGAGGGGCAAAAUCGGUCUGGACUACUGCAAUUACUUGGUGCUGGAUGAAGCAGACAGAAUGCUGGAUAUGGGAUUUGAGCCACAGAUUCGUCGUAUUGUGGAGCAGGACACCAUGCCUCCUAAAGGGCUGCGUCAGACCAUGAUGUUUAGUGCCACCUUCCCAAAGGAGAUCCAGAUCUUGGCGCGUGACUUCCUGGAGGAGUACAUCUUCUUGGCUGUAGGAAGAGUUGGAUCCACUUCUGAAAACAUCACCCAGAAGGUGGUGUGGGUUGAAGAAAAUGACAAGAGAUCCUUCCUGCUCGACCUGUUAAAUGCCACAGUCAUGCCAAGUGAGGUUCAGGACAACACAGCAGAGAACAUAGAAAAACCUGGGAAAGAGUCGCUCACGUUGGUGUUUGUGGAGACCAAGAAGGGAGCAGACUCUCUUGAGGACUUCUUGUAUCGUGAAGGCUACGGCUGUACGAGUAUCCACGGUGACCGUUCCCAGAGAGACCGCGAGGAAGCGCUCCAACAGUUCCGUUCGGGUAGAUGCCCAAUCUUAGUCGCCACUGCUGUGGCUGCUCGUGGUCUGGACAUCUCCAAUGUAAAACACGUGAUUAAUUUUGACCUGCCCAGUGAUAUUGAGGAAUAUGUUCACCGCAUUGGGCGUACCGGACGUGUGGGCAACCUUGGUCUGGCCACCUCAUUCUUUAAUGAUAAGAACAGCAACAUCACCAAGGAUUUGCUGGACAUCUUGGUGGAGGCCAAACAGGAGGUACCAUCCUGGCUGGAGAGCCUGGCCUAUGAGCACCAGCAUAAGAGCAGCAGCCGUGGACGAUCCAAGAGGUUCUCUGGUGGGUUUGGUGCCAGGGAUUACCGUCAGACCGCCAGCAGCGGCAGCACUGGAGCCUUUGUUAGUCGCGGUGGUCGUAACACAGGGGGCCAUGGGGGAAACCGUGGAUUUGGUGGUGGUGGCUUUGGGAAUUUCUACAACAGCGAUGGCUACGGUGGAAACUAUUCCCAGGUGGACUGGUGGGGAAACUAAGGCGUGCUUUUCCUUCCUCUUCACACCCCUUCCCCUCAUGAUUACGGUGGAUCACCACGCAAACUCUCACUGAAUGGAAACCACGUACCAUAGCCAGACUAUUUACCCUGUGUAGCUUUGAAGAACUUUGCAGUACAUUACCAGCUGUGAUUCUCUGACCACAUCCGGAGAGGGUGUAAUUCCAUGAGGAUACCAGGACAACUGAUGCUGGAACCAGUCUCAUGAUGUGCUCACCUGUAGAAGAGUGGGUUAAAGGAGACCGUUAAUUUGCUUUAGAUUCUUGGACUCUGGAGGUUUUCCACUAUGUUGUCUGAUUUCUUUUGUACUAAAUGAGAAUCAUUUGUUUGUUAAUGUACUGUGCCUUUAAAUUUAGACCUUUUUUCUUUCUCUGUCUGGCUGACAUUUGACCUAAUUUGUCCCAUCAUCAUUUCCCCCUAUUUCGUUUUGGAAGGCAAAAAAGUAGCUUGGAUGUAAUCAAACCUUGGCAACCUCUGGAAUGGUCUGUCACAAUCUCAUUUUGAACUUAAAUUAAUAAUGGGCUCUCAACGGGGGCCUCGCCCUCAGUCAUUGGCUUUUACGUACUUGCGUGGGAAUUGCAAGGAAAUAAAAACGUUGAAAGAUGUUGCUCACUCUAUCCUGGAGAGAUACCUGUUAAAGACACUGUAGUGUUCUGAAAAUAAAAGCCAAGCCAUUCCACGAACGACAAUUUUGUUGUGAAGUCGUUGAACUGCACCUGCGCGUCUCUCGGCUCGACAAUUGUAACGUUGUGGCAGCUAGUUCAGUACCACUCUAGCUGUUUCUCAUUUUUACUUGAACAAUUAUGAAGGUAGCAAUUGGAUCGUUUUUUUUCUUUUCUUUUAAGGUUCUUGAACUUGGAGUGAAAGCGUAGGCUUGUGACAACUUCAAUAGUAAAAGUUCGAAUGGCUACUCUCGGACCACGACGCCAGAGCGGGCUGGCCUUGAAAGUCUAGCCUGUCUCUGAACUAAUCCGCAUGCUAGUGUUCUUGUUUUUUGGUCAAGGAAAUUUUCAAACCAAUUUCUGCAGGAGGCUUUUAUGUUUGAUUCAUUUGUUCAUUUCUCUUUUCUCUCUUUCAAGCUGCGUUGAAUUCUGGAAGACAUCUCGGGUUUAUUUUUUGAGACACGGCUCCCUCCUGACCCCUGUACCCCCAUAGUUUGGGGCGGACUGGGAAGGUUCAAAAUGGAUGUUAGUGGAGAGGAACCGAGCAGGAUGAGACUCUGAGGCUGGGAGGGGUUGCAGUUUUGACUUGUGGUGUUCUGUUUGAUUGUAGUGAACGAGGUUCUUCCCCAGUUCCCAUCCACCCUUUAAUCCUACGUUAUGGCAGCUGUAGUCUCAGGUUGAGGUACUCUAGAAAAGACAUCAGCUGACAGUGUGGCCGUCUCUCCGUGAGUUUGGCGAGCGGCAUGCGUUAAACUAAAGUGCAAUAGAUCUAAUCUCAAGCGUGUUGUGCCUUUUGCUGAAGUUAAAGGCGACCUGAUGCAUUGACAGUAUUGAGGUAACUCGAGAGGAGUGCUGUUACUUGGGUCGAAGCUCUCGUGUGUGUUAUGCACAUCGAGUUUUAUGAAAGUUGUUUUAUUGCACAUCUAGGGUUUUAUAUAAAUGUCUUGAGUGCGUGUCCUUAAGCUUCCAAAUAAUGUGUGUUAAGAUUGCGAAACGCAGCUUGUUUACAAAAGGGGAAGGGUUCUCCAGGAGUUAACAGGAUUGAUUUGGGACCAGAGGGAUUAGCAGUGGGGAAUUUAGCUAUUUGCACACAGAUUACUAGAUUCUACUUUUGCUGCUAAUUUGUGUAAUUUAUUAAGCAUUUUUGAGAGAUAUUUAUUUUUAUAAGCCUAAAAGUGAUAGCAACUUGACCAAAAGACAGUACAAAAACACUGGCACUUGAAUGUUGAAUGUCACCCGUAUGCGUGAAGUUUAUACUUUUCGGGGUAGUGUGAGCUUUUAAUGUCUAAAGGUCACUAUGAAUGCAGAAUCCUCAUCUGUAAUCUGUCUUGCUGACGAUUCGUUUCGGUUCGAUCAAUCGCAAUGAUUAAUUGGCAGCCAAAAUUAGAAAGUAAAACAACCAUGCCAAGGUUUGAAAAAAAUGUUGCAGAUAUUUUUCUAAUUGUGUGUCUGUGCAAAGUGUUCAGAUUCUCCAGUUUUUUCCUCCAAAUUUCUUUUUGUGUCUUUGCCCCAACCCCGUGGAUUUCUGGCACACGGCGAUCUUAAGUAACACAAAUGUGGUUCUGUUGCAUUUGCGUACAUUGGGCUACGGCGGUCGAGUUCUCUGACAGGUUUGGCCACAAAUUCAGUCUUAAUUACACAAGUUGUGAAUUGUUAAACAUGAAAUGGGUGGCUUUUAAUUCUCCAAAUCAUGUGCAAGAACAUCACCGGAGCCCUUAGACUUCGAGUAUUUGCUUUGUAAUAGGUUAGAGGCUGUGCACUGCACGAAAAAUGAGAUGUUUAUUGUAUGAUUUUACCAAAUUAAAGUUGGAAAUUGCAAAUACAGCAUUCGUUCCGUGUGUUUGCAGGAUGUCUUUAGCAUUUGGGUCUCUUCAUAAUGCUUUGUCUUUUGUCAUCGUUUUACACAGAAUGAAUACUGAUAAUAAAAACCUGCUAUAUCUUA
Messenger RNA from Triplophysa dalaica, 5082 nucleotides. It is a transcript of the gene ddx3xb, whose product is annotated as DEAD-box helicase 3 X-linked b. Bases 299 to 2461 code for a protein of 720 amino acids. The record is from RefSeq and is a predicted model, not a curated record. Gene Ontology annotation, molecular function: RNA binding; ATP binding; RNA helicase activity. The transcript has 19 exons. Gene Ontology annotation, biological process: cell differentiation; gamete generation. Gene Ontology annotation, cellular component: nucleus; P granule. NCBI's taxonomy places the organism in Eukaryota, Metazoa, Chordata, Actinopteri, Cypriniformes, Nemacheilidae.